Clupea harengus (Atlantic herring) is the source of this 2872-nucleotide messenger RNA. RefSeq names its product adrenoceptor beta 3b (gene adrb3b). Gene Ontology annotation, cellular component: plasma membrane. Gene Ontology annotation, biological process: norepinephrine-epinephrine-mediated vasodilation involved in regulation of systemic arterial blood pressure; adenylate cyclase-activating adrenergic receptor signaling pathway; positive regulation of MAPK cascade. Gene Ontology annotation, molecular function: beta3-adrenergic receptor activity; epinephrine binding. The record is from RefSeq and is a predicted model, not a curated record. NCBI's taxonomy places the organism in Eukaryota, Metazoa, Chordata, Actinopteri, Clupeiformes, Clupeidae.
UGUAGCCCCUCCCCAAAGUAUAGGACAUAAAAGCCAACACGGGCCAUGUAAAAGUCUUUUACAAAAGCCAGGGGAGGAAGAGACUAAAUGACAGAGGGAGAGGAGUGAAGGAGACCAGAGACAGAAAGAUAGAUAGACACAGACAGAGGGUGAGACAGAGGCAGAGACAGACAGACAGACAGACAGGCAGACAGCGAGUGGACAGAGAGUGGAGUCAGAGUAAAUAAAAGUAGAGGGCAAAAGAAGAGAAAUAGCGAGAUUGAGAAUAUGAGUGAGAAUGAGAGAGGUUAGUGUUUGUGGACGAGCAGCUUGUUCUUAAAUGAAGUAAAGCUAUGCGCCAAACCCAAAGCCACAGACAUCACUUCUCACUCGUCCACACCCAUGCUGCCCCUUUCACUCUCGAACUGCAUUUCAGGAUCGACAGAGAACAUCAAACAUGGAACAUCUGGGCAGUUCACGCAUAGUGAGAGGUCACUGGUGAAACAUCACACUAGUGGAAGUGGACGUCCUGAGUGAGUGGUGGAUGUUGUUGUGUUGGAGCAGAAGAGUCGGUAAGGAUGGUGAACUCCACCUGCCAUGCGACUAGCACCACCCAUCUGUUCCUCCUUCCUCUUCUCCUCCUCAUCCUCGCCACGGUGUCCGGGAACCUGCUGGUGAUUGCAGCGGUGGCACUCACCCCUGCGCUGCGGACCACCACCGGCGUGCUGCUGACCUCGCUGGCGUGCGCCGACCUGGUGGUGGGGCUGCUGGUGCUCCCGCUGGGCGCGCGUCAGGUGUUCACUGGGCACUGGAUGCUGGGCAUGGGCGCCUGCUUGCUCUGGACGUGUCUUGAUGUGAUGUGUGUGACGGCCAGCAUCGGGACACUGUGCGCCAUCGCCGUGGACCGCUACGUGGCCAUCACACAGCCGCUGCGCUACCAGAGCCUGAUGGGUAAGCGGCGCGCCCGCCUCAUGGUGUGCCUCAUCUGGGGUGUGUCGGCGCUCAACAUCAUUCCCAUAGCGACUGAGCUGAAGUGGCAGGAGGACUGCUGUGAGUUCAUAGUCUCAGGCACCUACGCCCUCGUCUCCUCGGUCGUGUCCUUCUACCUGCCGCUGGUCAUCAUGGCGUGUCUGUACAGCCACGUCUACAAUAUCGCCCGCCGCCAGCUCCACACCAUCGACCAGAGCCAGCGGCGCUUCAGGACCCAGAGCCCCAUCACCGGAGAACUGGACUCCUUCCCAAGUCCAACCAGCUCCAGCCCAACAUCCCUGAUGCCUGGGUUGGGGGGACGCACCCUAGCCGACCGCAGCAGUGUUGGGCAGCGACCCACGGGCCUACUGGCACAGCGGAGACAGCUGCGGGCACUGCGGACGCUGGGCAUCAUCAUGGGCUCCUUCACCCUCUGCUGGCUGCCCUUCUUUGUGGCAAACAUUAUCCGGCCGUUCCACAGGGACCUGCUGCCCAGGGAGCUCUACCUGCUGCUCAACUGGCUGGGCUACCUGAACUCAGCCCUCAACCCCAUCAUCUACUGCCACAGUCCUGACCACCGCCAUGCUUUCAGGGCACUGCUGUGCAGCCCCAGACUGGCACACCCUUGCAUGGAUGCCCUCUACAAAAGGCUGUGGAUUAGGUGCCCUUGUGCCCCCAACCCAGGAGGGGAACUGAGGGGGGCAGGAGGGGCCGAGGAGGGAGAGGCGGGCAAUGCUCCUGCUAUGAAGGAGGCGGGUGAGGAGAGACUGCAACAGAGCUGAGGCCUGGGAGAUCCACCCACUCUCCCAUGGAGUCAGCACCCUCUCUUCCUGAGCAUCUGACAGAAGACCAAAGACGUGAAGCACUCUGGGAAAUGAAACAUACAACGUGAAACACAUAUUAAAACCUUAGGCUUUCUGCCUGCGCUUGUCCGUGUGUCCACAUCCUAAGCCCCAACCAGCGGCGGCCCCCACACAUUUCCACGAACACACCUCCACACACACACACACACACACACACACACACACACAUCCCCACACAUACACCUCCACAAACUUGCUAGACCAAUUUCAAAGUUGCUUUACUAGCAUGAGUGUUUAGAUAGUGUUGCCAAAGCAACAAAGCAAAGCAAAAACAACAAAUAAAGUUGGGAUUAUAUAAUAAAAAAUGUUGGCAUCGUAAAACAAUAAAGUUGGGAUUGACAGCGUCUCAUCGUGCUCUACUGGAUCAGAUACAGCUGUCACUAGGAGAGGACUGGAAACGAGUGUGAGGAUGGGGUUUUUAAACAUGAAAGGUGAGAGCUGGAACUGCAGGGACAAGCACACCUUUGUGGAAAGAGCACACAGGCAGACUCAUCAACAUUGUGGUCAGAUCUCUCAAGGUGACGCAGAGAGCUUCGAGACCACAAAAUCUUAAGCCAUCCGGGAAAUCAUAAAACUAGGCUUCUGUGUGCAAUAGUGGGCCAGGUCUACACUCUGAAGGAUGGAAUAAGAGACACUGAAAAGUAGCCUUUGGCUUCUUAAAUGCUUCAGAAUACAUUAUUUCUAUUUUAUUUUUAAUUCUCAGGCACAGGAACAGCUGUUAUUUGCACUCUUGCACAUGUUUUUUUUUUUUUUUUUUACAUUUGUCAUUUCAUGUGAAACAUGUUAUCUAUUGAUGCCUAAUGCUUCUGAUUGUUCCCAUCGAGGUCAGAAGGGUUGAAGAUUUCAGCACUGAGAAUGUUUACCUUGCUUCUCGGUGAGCACCAAUGAAGUUGUCAGCUUAAUUCACCUCUGAAAUGAUGACAGUGUUGUAAAACACCAUGCAGCACAUAUUGCUAAGCUGAACACUGACUGGCGUGAGAGAGAGAAUGUGUGUGUGUUGUAGAAGCUAUGUAUAGUGAAUGACAAAAAUUACUGUCAGUAUUAAAAGUGAGAAAACUUCA